UGUAAUUUGGUUCGUCUUCUUCCUCACUCGGUUCUCAACUGCCCAAAACCAAACCCAGUGAGUGUUUCCUGUUAACGGUUACUUCUAAAUCUUCCAACAUAUCUCUCAUACCCUCUUUGUGCCUUAUCGUCUCCAUCUCCUUAUUCUCCUAUUCUCCAACCCCUCACCUUAAACAUUUCUUUAACACCCUUUCUCUUCAGCUCCCAAAACAGCCCUUCAAACACAGAUCUUAGAGAACCAACAAAGUCUCAAGGUUUGAGCUGUUUCAAACUCAAAAUCGUUGGCGUUUGAAGCCUUUUUACAAUGAAGAAGCAAAAAUCAGUCGGUGAAUCCAUAUACAACCACUUUGAUGUUCUGUCUGAAGAAAUAGUUUUUUCAAUUUUAGAUUGUCUUAAUGACAACCCACUUGACAAAAAAUCAUUUUCCCUUGUAUGCAAAUCUUUCUAUGCAAUCGAGUCUAGCCACCGUAAAACCCUGAAACCUCUUCGUUCAGACCAUUUAACCAAGAUUCUAACCCGAUACCCAUACGUAUCCCAUCUUGAUCUCUCUCUGUGUCCUCGAAUCACCGAUGGUUCCCUUCAUUUCAUCUCGGUUAUUUGCAAAAACAUGUUAAGGUCAAUCGAUCUUUCGAUGUCAAAGUUUUUCACUCAUGUGGGUCUGUCAAAUUUGAUGAUGAAUUGCACUAAUUUGGUUGAGAUUGAUCUGUCCAAUGGCACAGACUUGAGGGACUCAGCCGCAGCAGCUAUUGCCGAGGCCAAGAAUUUGGAGAGGUUAUGGUUGACGAGGUGUAAGAGUAUUACAGAUAUUGGGAUCGGGUGUAUAGCAGUUAGGUGUAAGAAGCUGAGGUUGCUAAGCUUGAAAUGGUGUGUAAGUGUUGGUGAUUUAGGGGUGAAUUUGAUUGCUGUCAAGUGUAAGGAGAUUCGUAGCUUGGAUCUCUCUUACUUGCCGAUUACAAAUAAAUGCUUACCAUCGAUCUUAAAAUUGCAAUAUCUCGAGGAUUUGGUUCUAGAAGGAUGCUUUGGUAUUGAUGAUGACAGCCUUGCAGCCCUUAAACAAGGGUGCAAAUCGCUAAAGACUCUGGAUAUGUCAAGUUGUCAAAAUGUCAGUCACGUUGGUUUGUCUUCUCUAACCAGCAGCACUGGAUACCUACGGCAACUGAUCUUAGCAUAUGGUUCUCCUGUAACUCUUGCUCUGGCUGAUAGUUUGCAGAAGCUUUCAAUGUUGCAAUCAAUCAAACUUGAUGGUUGCUUGGUUACAUGUUCUGGGCUCAAGGCCAUUGGAAACUUGUGUAUAUCACUGAGGGUGCUAAGCUUAAGUAAAUGCUUGGGAGUGACAGAUGAAGGUCUGUCCUCCCUUGUAACAAAACACAAAGAGUUGAGGAAGCUAGACAUUACUUGUUGCCGCAAGAUAACUCAUGUUUCAAUUGCCCACAUUACAAAUUCUUGUGCCUCCCUUACAUCCCUCAGGAUGGAAUCAUGUACCCUGGUUCCAAGAGAAGCUUUUGUUUUGAUUGGACAGCGUUGCCUUCUUCUUGAGGAGCUUGACCUUACCGAUAAUGAAAUUGACGAUGAAGGCCUGAAGUCCAUCUCAAGGUGUUCCAAACUCUCCAGCUUAAAGUUAGGAAUUUGCCUGAACAUAAGUGAUGAGGGGCUUACCUAUAUUGGCAUGUAUUGCUCAAAGCUUAUAGAGCUCGAUUUAUACAGAUCUGCAGGAAUUACGGAUUUGGGUAUUUUACCCAUUGCUCGUGGUUGCACUGGCCUUGAAAUGAUUAAUAUGGCCUAUUGUACAGAGAUUACUGACCACUCCUUGAUAUCAUUGUCAAAAUGUGUCAAGUUAAACACACUUGAAUGUCGAGGGUGUCCUCUUAUCACGUCCUUAGGUUUAGCAACUAUUGCUGUUGGAUGCAAGCAACUCACCAAGCUUGACAUUAAGAAGUGCCACAACGUCAAUGAUGCUGGAAUGAUUCCACUAGCUCACUUUUCUCAAAACCUCAGACAGAUAAAUUUGUCAUACACCUCUGUCACAGAUGUGGGGCUCUUGUCCCUAGCCAGCAUCAGCUGUCUACAGAGCAUGACUAUCCUCCACCUGAAGGGUUUAACUCCACGUGGACUAGCAGCUGCACUGUUGGCAUGUGGAGGACUAACAAAAGUGAAACUCCAGGCAUCCUUUAGAUCAUUGUUCCCACAACCCCUUUUUGAACAUCUAGAGGCCCGUGGUUGUGCUUUUCAAUGGAAAGAUAAAGUGUUUCAGGUUGAAUUAGACCCAAAGUGCUGGAAGCUGCAAUUGGAAGAUGUAGAAUAGAGACUGCUGAAGCUUAUGUUCGGCUAAGAAGGGUAGGCUCUCGUCUGUGGGUAACCACUUUCUGAAGCUUCCAUUAGCUUGACUAGUAUAUGUUGCCCACCUCAAAGGGAAAAGUGCAACAUGCAAAUCCUGGUUGGUAGUAUUGUUAGACUUUAGCAGUUCUCAUAACUCGAGUUCAAUGCUGUAGUGGAUCAUGGCGUUUAAGUAAGUUUAAUCAAACGUCAGGUGACCGAAUUGUUUAAGAGAUUUGAGAGUAUCUUACUCCAACUGUCAUGGAUGGAAUCCAAUGUUCUAUUCUGAUUAACCUACAGAUUGGUUUUGUAAUUGCGGUUUGAAUAGUGUUAUAUUAUGGUCAGUCAGACCUUUGUUAAAAGCAGAGGUUUACAACAACGACAAUUAUGUUUGUGCAUUUCUUUCUGAGUAUAGAUCAUGUGAAACAGCUUCCACUUAUUUGUAUAUUUCAUAUUGUGGCGAAGAGAUCAUAAGGUUUAGGUUUUAACUGCAUAAGACGGCGU
Molecule: messenger RNA, 2816 nt
Organism: Ilex paraguariensis (yerba mate)
Lineage: Eukaryota; Viridiplantae; Streptophyta; Magnoliopsida; Aquifoliales; Aquifoliaceae
Source: the annotation of a GenBank genome assembly